Molecule: messenger RNA, 555 nt
Organism: Priceomyces carsonii
Lineage: Eukaryota; Fungi; Ascomycota; Pichiomycetes; Serinales; Debaryomycetaceae
Exons: 1
Coding region: 1-555 (184 amino acids)
Biological process (GO): mitochondrial respiratory chain complex IV assembly
Cellular component (GO): mitochondrial inner membrane
Source: RefSeq, a predicted model, not a curated record
AUGUUGUCAAAGAGAAGCAUAGGCUUAGGAAGCCCAUUGAAUACCUUCUUGAGAUGGAGGUUGGCAUCGCGAAGCAUAAACAUGAGUGCUCGUGUCUGGAAUCAAGCAGAACCACACUGGACGGCCAAACCGUCGAUGGAUAGGGAGCUUCCAGAUCCUUUCGCUGAACAGAAGCAAAACAGAAGAUAUUUUUGGGCAUAUGGUAUCGGGGUCACUUUGUCUUGCGUCAUUAUCUUUAACUACGAGAAGACAAGGUCCCCUAUUAUUAAUUCUAGUAUGUACUUUCUAAGAAGAUCGGAUAUAGCGAAAGAGCACCUAGGCAAACACAUAGCUUUUGCAAGUUCAUGGCCCUGGAUAUGGGGAACGUUGAAUGCCGUGAAGGGUAACGUUGAUAUUCUGUUCAAAGUUUCAGGCUCUGCUGCUAACGGUACAGUUUUACUUAAGGCUAAAAGAGAAUCAAAGUUGCUCCCUUUUAAUGUUGAACAUUUCCUUCUUGAGGUAAACGGUGAGCAGUACGACCUCACUAGUGAUCCUGCGGUCUCUUUUUUAAUCUAG